AUGGCCCCGGUACAAAACGAAGAGAUGGAACAUGAACAAACGGCUCAGGGGUCAGGAAGAAGAAAAGAAACAAACGACUGGGGUGUUUUUGAAUUGCAUCAUGAUCUGUCUUCUGUAUUACAGGAGCAGCAAGUUGAGGACAGGAGAACCCAUGGCGGUCAUCACCAGCAGCUAUUCAAUCAGGAGAAGCCUAUAAUGGAUUAUGCAUCACCAACGGUUAUUCAAUCAGGAGAUUAUGCACAGCAUUCUGUUGGAGGUUCCAGGACUUCUCAGUGUGGAUGGCUAAGUGAGGAGGAGGGCGGGACAGAUCCAAAUGAGGGUAGUGAUUGCGAUGAUGGAGAGAUAGUUCAGCUGACUCCAGAACCGCUAUGUGAAGAACUUGAAGAGCUGCUCAGGGAAGUUCGUGGAGAGACGAAGAGGAAGAGACCCACGAGGUGGGACAAGUAA
Messenger RNA from Thlaspi arvense, 447 nucleotides. The record is from the annotation of a GenBank genome assembly. NCBI's taxonomy places the organism in Eukaryota, Viridiplantae, Streptophyta, Magnoliopsida, Brassicales, Brassicaceae.